GAACUCUCUCCUCAGUCCCCCCAGAGACCCAGAGGCAGACACGAACGAGAGCCGAGAGACCUAACCAGCCAGCAGCCAGCCGCCACUCCCCGUCGUCCGGCCGGCCGCUCCCUUCCCCGCCACCGUUCGUCCGCCAGUAGUGCCGGCCGGCCGCUCUCUUCCACUGCCCCCUGCCCCGCCCGGCCGCCCGGCUGCCCCCCUCUCCUCGCUAGGCGCCGGCUCGCCCGCGGCGGCGCGGCCCGCCCCCUUCCCCUCGCUGCGAGCUCCUGGGGCACCGGCGAGCUCCAGCAUCCACCCCCUAGGUCCCGAGGCACCCACCGGUCUAGCCAUUCACAUCAAGGACCCUUUUGAAUUCAAGUAUACCAGCUUGGGUCUCAGUUGGAUAGGGGCAGACUUGAAUAAGAGAGAAGUACCAGUGGGAUUUUACAUGACGGGUGGAUCACGUGUGGUGGUGAUAGACAAUGGGGGUGGUCUUCUUAAGGCUGGUUUUGGCGGGGACAAGGAUCCAAUUGCUGUCGUACCGAACUGUAUAGCAAAGUCUCCUGGUUCCAAUGCAAAUUCGAAGAAAUGGCUAGCGGCUGACCAGCUGCAGGCACAAGAUGUUGAUGUGACUGGCAUGACGUUGAGGCGUCCUAUUGACCGUGGCUACCUUAUCAACACAGAGGUGCAGCGGGAGGUGUGGGAACGGGUCCUGCGCAGCCUGCUCCAGGUGGAUCCGACAAACUCAUCCUUGUUACUGGUGGAGCCGCAGUUCAACCCUCCAGGACUGCAGCAUGCUACCGACGAACUUGUGUUCGAGGAGUUUGGCUUCAACUCUCUUUGUGUUGCAGACGCUCCUUCCCUUGUCCGCCUUUACGAGGCCAGCCGCCAGCCCUCACUCUUUCAUACCCAAUGCAGUCUUGUUGUGGACUGCGGCUUCUCCUUCACCCACGCGUCCCCUGUCCUUCAGAACUUUACGCUGAAUUAUGCUGUGCGGCGUAUGGACCUUGGUGGCAAGGCCCUCACAAACUAUCUCAAGGAGCUUGUUUCGUACCGAUCCCUUAAUGUCAUGGAUGAGACCCUCCUCAUUGAUGAUGCAAAGGAAAAGCUAUGCUUUGUAUCCCUUGAUGUCCCUCGUGAUCUUCGCCUUGCCAGUUUAUCAUUCAAGGACAACCCAUUUAGAUGUUCUUACAUUCUCCCUGAUGGCAUAACAUACAAGAAAGGGUUUGUCAAAGAUUUGGAUGAAGCACGUCGAUACUGUUCUCUGCCUGUUGAAGGAGAAUUAGAUAAAAAGGAUGGUGACAGUGACACAGUCAAGGAUCGAAAAAAGCCUGAACUAAGUCAAAAUGAAUUUGCCUUGACCAACGAGAGGUUCCUUGUCCCGGAGAUGCUUUUUCAUCCAAUUGAUCUGGGCAUGAAUCAAGCGGGCCUUGCUGAGUGUAUUGUUCGUGCUGCACAAGCCUGCCAUCCAUAUAUUCAACCUGUGCUUUAUCAGAGCAUCAUCUUGACAGGCGGAAGCACGCUGUUCCCUCGGUUCGCUGAAAGAUUGCAGAGAGAACUUCGACCUCUUGUGCCCGAGGAGUACCAGGUGAAGAUAAUCUCUCAAGAGAACCCGAUCCUUGGUGUCUGGAGAGGAGGAUCUGUCCUGGCGUCCAGCCCCGAUUUCGGGUCGAUGUGCGUUACGAAAUCAGAGUACGAGGAGAUGGGGUCGGCACGGUGCCGCCGAAGAUUCUUCCACUGAAGAGUUGCUCAGUAGAUAGGACAAUGUAGCCUGUUUUAGAUGGCGUGUUUAGCAAGUGGCAUGCGAAUUAGGGGUUUGUCUUCUACAAAAGGUUUAGCAAGUUCAGUAUUUGCACUAACAAAUUUAACUAAUGCUUAGUUGGCCAUGGCCCAUGAGACUAGAGGUUGUCUUCCCCAUGCAUCCACGCAUGCAGAUCAACUUUGUGUGAAUGGAUUCAGUUGUGGGUGGGUGGAUUUAGCUACUGGGAAUUUCAGAUUUUCCUGAGGAUUUUCUAGCAGCCCUUUGCAGAAAAUUUGUGUCAAGAUAAAUUUGUGUCGUGAUUGCAGAAAAUGAGUUCGUGAAGUUUGGCUGUUGAAAUAACAAUUUGAAACUUGUGUGAAA
Messenger RNA from Aegilops tauschii subsp. strangulata, 2101 nucleotides. RefSeq names its product actin-related protein 6. The record is from RefSeq and is a predicted model, not a curated record. Lineage: Eukaryota; Viridiplantae; Streptophyta; Magnoliopsida; Poales; Poaceae.